AAGGGAUCUUAUAGGAUCUACUAUAACUCUCAUCAGCGUAAUGGCGCAUCACCGCCGCCACUUCUUUGCAUAUCUGCACCGCUCCUCUAAGCAACCAGUGGCCCAGGACAUACUCCCUGCAGGCUUAUUCAACACCUUAGUCUCUGAUUCAGGUGGCACUCAGUCCGCUCAAGAAAGGAGAACGGAUCUCCCCACAGCCGGCGAAUGCGCCGUUCAUCUCGAACUCCUUGAAGUAUUUCAUGCUCUACGUACCCGGAUCAUCCAGUCUAAGGAACUAGACCGUGUAUUCGGUCUCCAUUCCAGUCGCCUACGAAACCCGCGGCGUAGUAGGGAAUCGCAAGGAACCGAAAAAUGGCACCGCUUUGUGUCUCUUGCCGUCGAGAGAUUCCAGCAUUGGAUUCGCGCUGCAGAGAAACUGCUUGAGCAAGAUGAUAACGACCAAACACAUAUACUUCCACCCGUCGAUAUACUCAUGGUCUGGCACGCAUUCCUGCUCAACCCUCUUGACUACAAGAACUUCGGUACAAGCCAUCAGUUCCAUCGUACCCUGGAAGUUCCGUUUCCGUGGGGCACCAUACACAACUCCAUCAACCCAACCACCUGGUCGUAUACUCUCACCAGCCAAAACAAACAGUGGCUCGAAUCCUCAGCAAACAUACCAACCGACCUUUUCCUCAGCCUUACCAACACAACCCAAUCUACACCACCCCAACCAAACCGAACCCCAAUGACGUCAACCCCUACGGAAAACGACUCUCUACUGCACAACGUCCUCCGCCAAACAAUCUUCAUCGACCACAUGCACACCCUCAUGUGGAUUCGCAGCCCCGACAUCGAAGUCAUCAUCGACGAUGCCCGAGAAAGCUACGACAACUUUGUUGAGUUAUUCCGUCUUCAUCCGGGCGUUGUUCUGGUCCCGACUCUUGCUAUCGAUCUGGUCUGGCAUACGCAUCUGUGCAGUGCGGCGCGGUAUACGACCUGUAUGAUGGAGCGCAUAGGACGGUUUAUUAAUCAUGAUGAUAAGCUAGGUAAGGGGACGUUGGAUGAUGGGUUUGAGAGGACGAAGGCAUUGUUCGAGAAGGAGUUUGGAGGUCGAGAAGGGUCAAUAUGAAGGGGGGAUAUUGGGCAUAGGUCGGGUGUUAGAGCGAGAGUGAACACUAGCUACUACUAUUCGUAGUAUGUGAGUUAAUUAUAUCGAAAAAACAAGACGAUAAACCAAACAUGGCG
This is a messenger RNA of Aspergillus ibericus CBS 121593, 1227 nucleotides long. RefSeq lists its product as uncharacterized. Bases 41 to 1111 code for a protein of 356 amino acids. The transcript is spliced from 3 exons. Lineage: Eukaryota; Fungi; Ascomycota; Eurotiomycetes; Eurotiales; Aspergillaceae. The record is from RefSeq and is a predicted model, not a curated record.